Messenger RNA from Schistocerca serialis cubense, 2821 nucleotides. RefSeq names its product histone-lysine N-methyltransferase 2D. Gene Ontology annotation, cellular component: cytoplasm. The transcript has 9 exons. Bases 120 to 1532 code for a protein of 470 amino acids. The record is from RefSeq and is a predicted model, not a curated record. Lineage: Eukaryota; Metazoa; Arthropoda; Insecta; Orthoptera; Acrididae. Gene Ontology annotation, biological process: regulation of DNA-templated transcription; negative regulation of organ growth; cell migration. Gene Ontology annotation, molecular function: molecular adaptor activity; kinase binding; ubiquitin binding.
UAUCACGAAGAUUUGUUUUGACGGAUAAUCACACUGUUUCCUCAAUUGUUGUGCCGGACACUGUUGUGGCGUGUUUUACGUAGGCAUUGUGCACAGCGGUAAGGAUAAAGAGCAAAUCAAUGGCGGAGAAUGCGGAUGGAGGGCCAUUACCCCCUGGAUGGGAUCGUAAAUAUGACCACAGAACAGGCAGAUACUAUUUCAUCAACUACUUCAACAAAACUACAACGUGGGAUGACCCUCGAUCACGCUAUAAGCAACUGGCUCAAAACAUUCCACAGCAUGUACCUGUUCUUGAGUCUAUUCCAUUACAGGACCUAACAAACAUGCGACCAAGCCCUGUUGCUGGUCGACCUGGCUUUGGAACACCAUAUUCAUCUCCUGCACGGAGUGCAACAGCUACAGCACCAUCAGCAAAUGACACUGAAAUUGCUGUUACAAAAAUCAGUGCUAUGUUUCCAACUGUCAGUGAAACACACAUUCGGGCAUUGCUUAUCAAGUACCAUCAUCGUGAGGCAGUAGUAAUGAGUGCCCUCCAGGUGGAGAAGUACCCACUGUCAACACCAGGCCCAGGGACAAUUGCCUCUCCACCUGUGGCAGGCCGGCUCUUGGGCCUGGGUCUCGGCCCACCAUAUGAUAGUCCCCGGCUGGCGACUCGUCCACCACAUUCCUCCCCAAAGAUGAAAUUGAGGUACCUGAAGAGUGUAUUUCCAAAAGCAGAAGAAACAGUGUUGCUUGAUAUUUUAAGCAACUCGGAAAACAAUGUACAGAAGGCAUCAGAGAAACUUCUUGCUAUGGGGUUUGAAAAAAGGGACACACCACCUCCACGCCUUACACUCCGCCAGAAAGAGGAUGAACAGAAGGCAGCUGAACCACAGGCUGCCACCCCAACACCACCUCCACGCAUGAAGAGUAUUGAAGAGAAGCAAAAAAUGAAGGGACGACUGCAAGAACAAUAUCAGUCUGUACCAGAGCGUGUUAUUACAAUAGCACUGGACAGUGUAGAUUAUGAUGAGGAACGAGCUGCACAUAUUCUGCAAAUAAUGGUGCAGGAAGAUGAACAAAAACCUGUUGAACAAAAACUUCCUCUAAUGCCCCAGCCACAAUCCAGGCCUACUCCACCACCACCAGAUGUUCCAGCUGUGUCACCAACUCCUGGAAGGAAACCUUCUGAGAAGCCACAGUCACGCAGACUCAAAGGAAAGAAAGAAACCCCAAAGGUUUCUAGAGGUACAAGUACUACUGAAGAUAAAGAAUACAAAUCUUCCUAUACAACAAAAGUUACUGGGCCUAACAGGAGUUUGCCAAAAGGACCAAAUGAUGAUCUUCUCUUAACUGAUUACAUGACAUGGAAUGGUCCCAAUCCAGAUAUGGUAAAGGGUCCGGAUCGUUCACUACUCUCAGAACGAAGUUACAUUGCAAGGGGCCCAGAUCCUUCAUUACGUAAGGGUCCUAUAUUUGGUCUGGCAAAGGGUAGCUUGUACUCUUGCCGUCGAGCUGCGCAGACUGAGUCUGGGGAGUCUCGUGGAAAAUAGCGGCCGCUGUUAUGUGGGCUGCUGUAGAACUAACCAGCUAAGUUGUAUUUGUCUCAUUCUCACAGCAGUGCCAUGCUGAGACGGAAAUGAACCUGCAGGUGACACCUUUCAAACAUGUAUUGGUUGGAUCUAUAGUGUGUAAGAAACAAUUAUCGUAUUUUUCUGUAGAUUGCAGUGAUUUAACCAGUAGCCUUGUCACCUGAUACUAACAAAACAUAGUUGUUUCUAUGUAGUGAUUGUUGGUCACCCAUCACUGUGCAAAUUUGUUUUCCUGGUAAACUGGUGUGGACUUGUUACUCCACAGAGCUAUGUGUGUGCUGUAAGUGGUAUUAAUGUUGAAGUGUGUGCAGUAUGGGCUGAAAUGUGUUUGUCAUACUUGUAUUAUUAGUUUUAGGUGAGCCUGUGUGUAGGAGCUACAGCAACUUAAAAGGUAACAACAUAUCUUCUGUGGCUGGUACUGUCUUAUUUUAUUGUAAUAUUUAGGACUAUCUAAAGAAAAAUGUUCCACAAAGUGUGUGUACUAAACAACACAUAUAGUUACUGUAAGCUUCUAUCAUUGGAAUUAUUCUUCAGUUUGAUUGUGUGUUUUGCAAGAAAAUACAGCUCUCUCACAUUUUUCCUGUAAGAGAUAUGGGGACUCUUUACCUUCUUCAAGCAAACCUGAACACAGACAUUUGCCAUUGAUCCAUUUUAAUUCUGUCGAAUAAGAUGGUGUAGUGGUAAGACAUUGGACUUGUAUUCAGGAAGAAGGUGUUUCAAACCCCUAUCUGGCCCUAAAUUUAGGUCUUCCAUGGGUAAGUCCGUAAGACAGCUGCCUCAACAAUUCCUUUAAAAAGGAAAAGACCAAUUCCCUUUCCGAUCCCAGCAUGUCUGUGUCUCUAUUGAACUUGUUGCUGAUGGGACAUUAAACUCUAAUCUCCCAUCCUUUUGAGUUUCAUUCUAGGCAGCACUACAGGGCCUUUUAAUGUGACUUUCAAAAAUUAAUUUCUAGAAAUGUCAGUAUUUGAGGCUGUGGAGGAUUUUUAAUGUCACAUGAUGUGUGACAUCUGUGUACAUAGACUUUGCACAUAAUAAUUCCUUCAACCUUAAGAUCUUUUUACCUCCCAGCCUUAAUCUAAUUUCGGCAUUUAAUUUUUACCUGUGUGAUUUGUGUGAUUUAUGAACCGUUGAGGGUCUCUGCAUUGUGGUAAGACUGCAUUAGCUAUUCGUUGAAAUAGCCAGCUUGAAUUGUGCUGCCAGAACUUUUUUUAUGUUUCCCAUAAAUUUGAUAGAGAGAGAGGUGGGGGGGG